AUGGAACAAAAUACCAAAACAUUUGAUUCUAAUGAUGAACUAACAUCUAAGUUUGCUGAUAUAGCUCUUAAAGCCAUUGAAGACGUUUCUGAAGAACUUCGUGAGAUAAGCAUAAAAAUACACGAAAAUCCAGAAUUGGCUUACGAAGAAAAAUAUGCGCAUAAAUUAUUAGUUAAUUAUUUGCAAGAAAAAGGGUUUAAAGUAACACCGAAUGCUUUUGGUUUAGAAACAGCAUUUGUAGCAGAGUUUCAAUCUAAGGCCGGAAAAGGCCGUGUUGUUUCAUUUAAUUCAGAGUAUGAUGCUUUACCAGACAUUGGUCAUGCUUGUGGACAUAAUCUUAUUGCAAUUAGCGGUGUAGGUGCUGCGAUUGGUCUCAAAGCAGUUCUUGAGAAAUUUCACAUUAAAGGAACUGUAAAGUUAUUUGGAACCCCCGCAGAAGAACAGGGUAGCGGAAAAGUCGAUUUAAUUAAAGCCGGUGCCUAUGAGGGAGUUGAUAUUUCACUAAUGGUUCAUCCAAGUGUAUUUAAUGGAGGUUUUAUAACCUUUUUGGCGGUCCUGAGCGCGAAUGUUGAAUAUUUCGGAAAACCUGCACAUGCUUCGGGAAUUAAUGCAUUGGAUGCAAUAGUAUUGGCCUAUAAUAAUAUUGGAUUGUUAAGACAGCAAAUUCUGCCUACAGACAGGAUUCAUGGAAUAAUUACUAAUGGAGGAACAGCACCUAACGUUAUUCCUGAAUAUACAUCUGGAACUUUUCUUAUUCGUGGAAAGACAAUGAAAGAUGCGAAGGCACUUCAGCCACGUGUGCACAAGUGCUUUGAAGCAGCUGCAGAAGCGACUGGGGCUAAAGUAAAAAUUACAUGGUCAAAAGAAGUUUAUGAUGUAAAUAUAAAUGAACCUCUUGCCGAACGCUACGAACACUACCUUUCAAAAAAAUUUGAUAUUACAUUUCCACCAAAAGAUGUUCAGUCUACCUUACCUAGCGGAUCCACUGAUCAGGGAAAUGUCACUUAUUCGGUACCUGGAUUUCAUUCAAUAUAUGACAUUUGUACACCUAUUCGUACUAUUAAUCAUCAAAGAGAAUUUUCCUCGGAAUGUAAAACAAAAAUUGCUCAUGAAGAAACUAUAAAAGCUACGAGUGGUAUGACUUUGGUUGGAUUAGACUUUUUAAUUGAUGAUGAAUUUGCUAAACAAUAA
This is a messenger RNA of Cetraspora pellucida, 1191 nucleotides long. NCBI's taxonomy places the organism in Eukaryota, Fungi, Glomeromycota, Glomeromycetes, Diversisporales, Gigasporaceae. The record is from the annotation of a GenBank genome assembly.